AAGCCAAGACAGCGAGCGAGAUGCUUUCCCAGUGCCGCGUCUCCUUGCUUCUAUUGCUCACCCUGGCAGUCCUGGUAUGCGUGGUGGAGCCCAGACACCUGACUCGAAGAAACGCGCUCGCUGCCAAGAUCGCCCAGAGGAGGAUGGGAGACAUCGAGUUCCUCCAGCAGAUUUUCAACAGGACCGUGGAAGGCGACAUGGAAGAGGCCUUCUCCAUGGUCGUCGCCAGGGUUUCCGACGACCUCUCCAACACCAUGUCCAAGAUCACCGACUUCCUGGAGGAAGUGAGGCGCAACAUAACCAUGAACGCCAACAAGGCUGCGAAGAAGGAGAGCGCUGAAAGUUCCGAAGAAGCGCCGAAGUGAGCCUCAACAGCAGACGUCUAGGAACGACAACUGUAAGAACUGCGUGGCAUUUCAAUAAAAAAAAUUUGAGUCACA
Molecule: messenger RNA, 440 nt
Organism: Ixodes scapularis (black-legged tick)
Lineage: Eukaryota; Metazoa; Arthropoda; Arachnida; Ixodida; Ixodidae
Source: RefSeq, a predicted model, not a curated record